Molecule: messenger RNA, 749 nt
Organism: Saccostrea echinata
Lineage: Eukaryota; Metazoa; Mollusca; Bivalvia; Ostreida; Ostreidae
Exons: 7
Coding region: 9-638 (209 amino acids)
Molecular function (GO): lipid binding
Source: RefSeq, a predicted model, not a curated record
UCUUUAACAUGAACUCUCCAAAUAUCAAAAUCUUGUUGACUGUGCUGUUUCUGGUUUCCAUUGGAGUCCAUUCAAACCAUUCCCUGACUGAAAGAGAUUCUGGAACACAACUUAUAAACGAUCUGUUAUCAUCAAACAUCCACGGUGUGCAGGUUCCUACUAUCAACGGGAAAGAUGGUCCACUUGCCCUCGUAUUACAAAAUUUACGGAUUACCGAGGUAAUUCUUCCUGGAAGUGUCAUUAGAGUAAAACAGAACAGCCCUCUUGUUUUGACUUUGAAUGUCAACGAUGCAGCUUUGAAUGGGACAAGUCAAUUUUUGUCCAAUUACAAGACACUGUUGCUUCAGCAAACAGACGAAGGAAUACUAGAUUUUAGUGCUAAGUUUGGAUUUAGUGUGGACGUUAUACCAGAUAUGGAAAGCAAAACUCUUCAGACCGAAAACUGUAGAGUUCAACCUCUAAAGGUGAAGAUCUCCGUCCUUGAUACUUUGUUGCAAUGGCUGUUAGAUCUUUUAACUGGUCUACUACAAACUACUGUGGAAAGAACACUAGAUGAUGUGAUUUGUGAAACAGUAGCAAGCACUAUAAACAAUGGAGGAAAUCCAGUCUUUGAUGUGUUUGCAAAACAUUUAGGGUAAAGUCAAGCAAGUCCAAACGAUAAACUAACGGAAUGAUUUGCAGAACAUAAACCAUGCCUGUUGUAUGGUUAUGUGCAACUACUAUUUGUUUCCUGAAUUAAUAAUAAAAAU